CGUCCACAGGGAAUUUGCCAAAGAGAGAGAGAGAGUGGAGAACCGGAGAGCUUUCAUGAAACUGCGGCGCCAGCAGCAGAUCGAGCGUGAGCUGAAUGGGUACCGCGCCUGGAUAGACAAAGCCGAGGAAGUCAUGCUUGCUGAAGAAAAUAAAAAUGCUGGAACAUCAGCCUUAGAAGUGCUUCGGAGGGCAACCAUCAAAAGGAGCCGGACGGAGGCCAUGACGCGGGACUCCAGCGAUGAGCAUUGUGUCGACAUCUCCUCUGUGGGCACGCCCCUCGCCCGAGCCAGCAUCAAGAGCACAAAGGUGGACGGGGCCUCCUAUUUCCGGCACAAGGAGCGGCUUCUGCGUAUCUCUAUCCGCCACAUGGUUAAAUCCCAGGUGUUUUACUGGAUCGUGCUGAGCCUUGUGGCCCUCAACACCGCCUGUGUGGCCAUCGUCCAUCACAACCAGCCCCAGUGGCUCACCCACCUCCUCUACUAUGCAGAAUUUUUGUUUCUGGGACUCUUCCUCCUGGAGAUGUCUCUGAAGAUGUACGGCAUGGGGCCUCGCCUUUAUUUUCACUCUUCAUUCAACUGCUUUGAUUUUGGGGUCACAGUGGGCAGCAUCUUUGAAGUGGUCUGGGCGAUCUUCAGACCUGGUACAUCUUUUGGAAUCAGUGUCUUGCGAGCUCUCCGGCUUCUGAGAAUAUUUAAAAUAACCAAGUAUUGGGCAUCCCUACGGAAUUUGGUGGUCUCCUUGAUGAGUUCCAUGAAGUCGAUCAUCAGUUUGCUCUUCCUCCUCUUCCUUUUCAUCGUCGUCUUUGCUCUCCUGGGAAUGCAGCUGUUUGGAGGCAGGUUCAACUUUAAUGAUGGGACUCCUUCAGCAAACUUUGACACCUUCCCUGCAGCUAUCAUGACUGUGUUCCAGAUCCUGACGGGUGAGGACUGGAAUGAGGUGAUGUACAAUGGGAUCCGCUCCCAGGGUGGGGUCAGCUCAGGCAUGUGGUCAGCGAUCUAUUUUAUUGUGCUCACCUUGUUUGGAAACUACACACUGCUCAAUGUGUUCUUGGCCAUCGCUGUGGACAAUCUGGCCAACGCUCAGGAGCUGACCAAGGAUGAACAGGAAGAAGAGGAGGCCUUCAACCAGAAGCACGCGCUGCAGAAGGCCAAGGAGGUCAGCCCGAUGUCUGCACCCAACGUGCCUUCCAUCGAAAGAGACAGAAGGAGAAGACACCACAUGUCGAUGUGGGAGCCACGCAGCAGCCACCUGAGGGAGCGGAGGCGCCGACACCACAUGUCGGUGUGGGAGCAGCGCACCAGCCAGCUGAGGAGGCACAUGCAGAUGUCCAGCCAGGAGGCCCUCAACAAGGAGGAGGCCCCGCCCAUGAACCCUCUCAACCCCCUCAACCCCCUGAGCCCCCUCAACCCGCUCAACGCCCACCCCAGCCUCUACCGGAGAUCCAGGCCCAUCGAGGGGCUGGCCCUGGGCCUGGGGCUGGAGAAGUGUGAGGAAGAGCGCAUCAGCCGCGGCGGCUCCCUCAAGGGGGACGGAGGGGACCUGUCGAGGGCCCUGGACAACCAGAGGAGCCCCCUGUCCCUGGGCAAGCGGGAGCCGCCCUGGCUGGCCAGGCCCUGUCGUGGAAACUGUGACCCGACCCAGCAGGAGGCCGGGAGCGGGGAGACCGUGGUGACCUUCGAGGACCGGGCCAGGCACAGGCAGAGCCAGCGGCGCAGCCGGCACCGCCGCGUCAGGACAGAGGGCAAGGAGUCCUCCUCCGCCUCCAGGAGCAGGUCUGCCAGCCAGGAGCGGAGUCUGGAUGAAGCUGUGCCUGGCGAGGGGGAAAGAGACCACGAGCCCAGGGGCAGCCAUGGGGGCCAGGAACCCACGAUCCAGGAAGAAGAGCGAUCCCAGGACCUACGGAGGACGAACAGUAUGAUGGUGCCCAGAGGCUCUGGGCUGGCAGGAGCCCUCGAUGAGGCCAACACACCCCUCGUCCUGUCCCAGCCAGAGCUGGACGUGGGGAGGGAUGCAGCGCUGACCGAGCAGGAGCCGGAGGGCAGCAGUGAGCAGGCCCUGCUGGGGGACGUGCAGCUGGACAUGGGCCGGGUCAUCAGCCAGAGUGAGCCUGAUCUCUCCUGCGUCACGGCCAACACGGACAAGGCCGCCACCGAGAGCACCAGCGUCGCUGUCGCCAUCCCCGACGUGGGCCCCUUGGUGGACGCGACCGUGGUGCCCAUCAGCAACAAGACUGAUGGAGAAGCCAGUCCCUUGAAGGAGGCAGAGAUCAAAGAAGAUGAGGAGGAGGUGGAGAAGAAGCAGCAGAAGAAGGAGAAGCGUGAGACGGGCAAAGCCAUGGUGCCCCACAGCUCAAUGUUCAUCUUCAGCACCACCAACCCGAUCCGCAGGGCCUGCCACUACAUCGUGAACCUGCGCUACUUUGAGAUGUGCAUCCUCCUGGUGAUCGCAGCCAGCAGCAUCGCCCUGGCGGCCGAGGACCCCGUCCUGACCAACUCGGAGCGCAACAAAGUGCUGAGGUAUUUUGACUAUGUUUUCACUGGCGUCUUCACAUUUGAGAUGGUUAUAAAGAUGAUAGACCAGGGCUUGAUCAUGCAGGACGGGUCCUACUUCCGAGACCUGUGGAACAUUCUGGACUUUGUGGUGGUGGUUGGUGCAUUGGUGGCCUUUGCUUUGGCAACCAACAAGGGCCGGGACAUCAAGACCAUCAAGUCCCUGCGGGUGCUCCGUGUCCUGAGGCCGCUGAAGACCAUCAAGCGUCUGCCCAAGCUCAAGGCUGUCUUCGACUGUGUGGUCACCUCCUUGAAAAACGUCUUCAACAUACUCAUUGUCUAUAAGCUUUUCAUGUUCAUCUUUGCCGUCAUCGCAGUUCAGCUUUUCAAGGGCAAGUUCUUCUAUUGCACAGACAGUUCUAAGGACACGGAGAAGGAGUGCAUAGGCAACUACGUAGAUCAUGAGAAAAACAAGAUGGAGGUGAAAGGCCGAGAAUGGAAGCGCCAUGAGUUCCACUACGACAACAUCAUCUGGGCCCUGCUGACCCUCUUCACGGUCUCCACAGGGGAAGGAUGGCCUCAAGUUUUGCAGCACUCUGUCGAUGUGACAGAGGAAGACCGAGGCCCGAGCCGCAGCAACCGCAUGGAGAUGUCCAUCUUUUACGUCGUCUACUUUGUGGUCUUCCCUUUCUUCUUUGUCAACAUCUUUGUGGCGCUCAUCAUCAUCACCUUCCAGGAGCAAGGGGACAAGAUGAUGGAGGAGUGCAGCCUGGAGAAGAAUGAGAGGGCGUGCAUCGACUUCGCCAUCAGUGCCAAACCUCUCACCCGCUACAUGCCCCAGAACAGGCACACCUUCCAGUACCGCGUCUGGCACUUUGUGGUGUCCCCAUCCUUUGAGUACACCAUCAUGGCCAUGAUCGCCCUGAACACCGUCGUGCUGAUGAUGAAGUACUACUCUGCUCCCUGUACCUAUGAACUGGCCCUGAAGUACCUGAAUAUCGCCUUCACCAUGGUGUUUUCCCUGGAAUGUGUCCUAAAGAUCAUCGCCUUUGGCUUCUUGAACUAUUUCCGAGACACCUGGAAUAUCUUUGACUUCAUCACCGUGAUCGGCAGUAUCACAGAAAUUAUCCUGACAGACAGCAAGCUGGUGAACACCAGUGGCUUCAAUAUGAGCUUUCUGAAGCUCUUCCGAGCCGCCCGCCUCAUCAAGCUUCUGCGUCAGGGCUACACCAUCCGUAUUUUACUAUGGACGUUCGUGCAGUCCUUUAAGGCCCUCCCCUAUGUCUGCCUUCUGAUUGCCAUGCUUUUCUUCAUCUAUGCCAUCAUUGGGAUGCAGGUGUUUGGAAACAUAAAAUUAGAUGAGGAGAGUCACAUCAACCGGCACAACAACUUCCGUAGUUUCUUUGGGUCCCUCAUGCUACUCUUCAGGAGUGCCACGGGUGAGGCCUGGCAGGAGAUAAUGCUGUCGUGCCUCGGGGAGAAGGGCUGUGAGCCUGACACCACCGCACCGUCAGGGCAGAGCGAGAGCGAGCGCUGUGGCACCGACCUGGCCUACGUGUACUUCGUCUCCUUCAUCUUCUUCUGCUCCUUCUUGAUGCUCAACCUGUUCGUGGCCGUCAUCAUGGACAACUUUGAGUACCUGACUCGGGACUCGUCCAUCCUGGGGCCUCACCACCUGGACGAGUUUGUCCGUGUCUGGGCCGAGUAUGACAGAGCGGCAUGCGGCAGGAUCCCGUAUAAGGAUAUGUACAAAUUAGUGCGGGUGAUCUCGCCGCCUCUGGGCCUGGGAGAGAACUGCCCCUACAGGGUGGCUUGCAAGAGAUUAGUCCUGAUGAAUAUGCCAGUGGCUGAGGACAUGACUGUCCACUUCACUUCCACGCUUAUGGCUCUGAUUCGGACAGCUCUGGAUAUUAAAAUCGCUAAAGGUGGUGCGGACAGGCAGCAGCUAGACUCAGAGCUACAGAAGGAGACCCUGGCCAUCUGGCCUCACCUGUCCCAGAAGAUGCUAGAUCUACUUGUGCCCAUGCCCAAAGCCUCUGACCUGACUGUGGGCAAAAUCUAUGCAGCAAUGAUGAUCAUGGACUACUAUAAACAGAGCAAGGUGAAGAAGCAGAGGCAGCAGCUGGAGGAACAGAAAAACGCACCCAUGUUCCAGCGCAUGGAGCCUUCAUCUCUGCCUCAGGAGAUCAUUGCUAACGCCAAAGCCCUGCCAUAUCUCCAGCAGGAUCCCGUCUCAGGCCUGAGUGGCCGGAGUGGAUACCCUUCGAUGAGCCCACUCUCCCCGCAGGAGAUAUUCCAGUUGGCUUGUAUGGACCCAGCCGAUGAUGGACAGUUCCAGGAACAGCAGUCUCUGGAGCCAGAGGUUAGUGAAUUAAAAAGCGUGCAGCCCUCUAACCAUGGCAUCUACCUUCCUUCGGACACCCAGGAGCAUGCGGGAUCUGGGAGGGCAUCCUCUAUGCCACGCCUGACUGUGGAUCCCCAGGUGUUGACAGACCCGAGCUCCAUGAGACGUUCAUUUUCCACUAUUCGGGAUAAGCGUUCAAAUUCCUCGUGGUUGGAGGAGUUCUCCAUGGAGCGAAGCAGUGAAAACACCUACAAGUCACGACGUCGGAGUUACCAUUCCUCCCUGAGGCUGUCAGCCCACCGCCUGAACUCUGACUCAGGCCACAAGUCUGACACCCACCGCUCAGGGGGCAGAGAGCGGGGACGAUCAAAAGAGCGAAAGCAUCUUCUCUCUCCCGACGUCUCCCGCUGCAACUCCGAGGAGCGAGGGACCCAGGCUGACUGGGAGUCCCCAGAGCGUCGUCAGUCCCGGUCUCCCAGUGAGGGCAGGUCACAGACCCCCAACAGACAGGGCACGGGGUCCCUGAGUGAAAGCUCCAUCCCCUCCAUCUCCGACACCAGCACCCCAAGACGGAGUCGUCGGCAGCUCCCACCUGUCCCUCCAAAGCCUCGGCCCCUCCUUUCCUACAGCUCCCUGCGCUACAUCUCUGAGCCCUACCUAGCCCUGCACGAAGACUCGCACACCUCGGACUGUGGCGAGGAGGAGACGCUCACCUUUGAAGCAGCUGUGGCUACCAGCCUGGGCCGGUCCAACACCAUCGGCUCAGCGCCGCCCCUGCGGCACAGCUGGCAGAUGCCCAACGGACAUUAUCGGCGGCGGAGGCGCGGGGGGGCCGGACCCGGCGUGACGUGCGGAGCCGUCAGCGACCUCCUGAGUGACACGGAAGAAGACGACAGAUGCUAGAGGCUGCUCCCCCUCCGAUGCAUGCUCUUCUCUCACACGGAGGAAACCAAGACCCGAAUUGGGAAGCCAGUGCGGCCCGGGGGGGGGAGGAAGAGGGAGGAAGGAGCUGGAAGGACACCGUGCAUUAGCAGAGAAGAGGAAGGGAAGGACAGGUGGAAAACCAGUCAGACCCACCAAAUCGCUGUAUUUCCCUUUGCAAGAUGGGCACUGCCAUAGUUCUGCCUCUUUGCUGGGGAAAGAAAAUACAAGAACGUGGAGGGUUCUUCCCAGGGGAGAAGGGACACGAGGAUGGCUUUGCUUCCCCUUGCCCCUUCCCACUUUUCGAUAGCCGUGGGGGGGAUCGAGCCGGCUGUGUCUGCGGCCAUUGCCCUGAGGAGCCUGGAAGACUUUCUGGCUCUUACCUGGGGAGUCGUGAAGACCCUGGGAGAGGACUCUCCCCCCCGCCAGCUCUUCCUCCUCAGCCAGCACCACUGCCACCAGGGCAACCGCAGCAGCAUCUCAUGUGUUAUCCUGUGGCUUGCUUCCCCCGAAGAAGCACAGGCUCGGUUCAGGAGCAUUGGAUGUCAAGGGUAGGAGGCAGAGAGGGAGGAGAAAGCAGGAGGGGGGCGUCGGGUGCUGUGGCGGCAGCAGCGAGGGCUGGUCUGGGUGAGCAAAGCCAUAGCCUGGCAGCCCCCACAGUGGAGGAGGGGCGGAGAAGCAGAGCUGGUGGUGCGGGUGGCAACAGGCCGGUCUGAGGCCUCUCGCCCGCUCGGUAGGUGCUGUGUUCGUUAGGCUAAGGAGAGCCCCCGGAGUCCACGGGGGUACCUAAGGCUCCGGUAAGGUGGUGUUUCAAAAAGUAUCCGCAACCUGUGUCACCAGGGCACCAGCUAAUGAGAGUGCCGUCCGGCCUGUGUGCUGGCACCCCAGGCCCUGAGCCGCCUUGGCCCGGGAGAUGCCGGGCACGGGGGAGUCCUAAGGGUGGGGCGAGUGUGGCAGGGGGCACUUACGGGACUCGGGCAGCGUCAGUUUUCCAUCCAGCAUAGAGGUAACUCAGGAUGUGGACCGGUGCCGCGGCCGGCCCAGCACGUGCUGGCUGAAUGUCAGCCCGGACUCUGGUCCAGGAGGCAACAGGCCUCUCUGCCAAGCAGCAGGGCCCGUGCUGUGUCCAAUCCAGUGCACCCACGUGCCACUGGGCCCAGCCACUCCCCAGGGGGGCCGCACACACACAUCCAGGUGGGCUGCACAUCACCUGGCAGGGACUUCUUAUCCCUCAAGAUGAGAAGGGCCGACAGAUUGAAACCAGAGACGCUUCAGUAAGAGUCCGUCUGAGUCUCCUGAGGAGCUCCUGCAAGGGAGGGACCCUCGGACGGGCAGCUUCUACAGCUGGUUUGUGGUCCAGGGUCAGUUUGCCAGGCUAGUUUAAAAUGAUCCGUAGAUAUACCUCAGCUUAGACCUGGGCUGCUCCUUCUAGCGAAGCAGGCUCCGCUGGGACCUCAGCACGCAGGGUGACAGGGCUGGGGCCCUGCUGGUCCUGCAUAUUCCCCUGGGCUUGACCCGUCCCCCGAGUAGGAGCUGAGCUGAAGACAACCUCAGGACAUUGCUCCUCACCCCCCAAACUCAUGAGCAUUGAGAAGAAGAGAACCCUUUCUGGGCUUAUCAGUUCUCCUUCACCACGUCAGUUAUCCCUUCGGUGGAAACACACCAUUCCCUAUGUCCCUCUGCAGUCCCCCAGCACCAUCACCGUUAGGUGGAAGGGUUUCCUGGAGGGGUACCAGGCAGGGCCCUCCUCUCCCAGCCAGGAGCAGGUGGAGCCAGCCGCAUGGACCCUCCGUGGGGUGACUCAGAGGCCCCCGACUGAGAGCGCAGGGGAUAAACACUCUUUAUCCUCCUCCAGCCCAGGCAGGCUUCACCUCGUGGGUAGGAGCAGUCGGUGGCUGUUAUUUUUCUUAUGAAGUUGGGUUUUUUUGUUUUGUUGUUGUUGUUGCUGCAAUAGAAAUAAGGCAUCGCAGUAUCAGCUCUGAAAAGCCAGAUUCAGCCCUGUGGCUGCAAAAUCCUUUGUGAUGGCCCUGCCUUCUGCCCUAGACAUGGAUGGAGCUUUGUAACACACAGUCAGCCCCCAAACCAAAGUAGUCCCAGGGCAGGAGACCAGUGAGGCAGAGACAUAGGUCUCCUGCUCUGAAACUCUCCUCUUUUUCCCUUUCCUCCCCUGCUCAGCACACGUGGUAUUUGGGGGUGACUGGGAGUGUGACUCUAACACCCUGAUGCUAAAGGGCAGGAUGGUUACCUAAGAUCCGACGCUGGGCCUCGUACUAUCUUAAAGAUUUCCUCUGCUCAGUGUCACUCCUGCCAAAGUGCUGCUAUGGGCUGCUUUGCACAAAAUUGCUUUCUUCCGCCUCGGAAAUGCAGCUUUCCCGAGGGAAAGGCCGACACAGCGCCAUUCUGCACCUGCGAGUCUGUCGCAUUGUGUUUUGAGAAAGGGUGUGGAAGUGACGCCUUACGCCAUUGCAACAGAAGACAUUGAGGCUGGCAGAGCAAUGACCAGAAGUGGGAUUUGCCUGCAAACAACAUUACAGACACUCAGUUUGCUGUGCCAGGAAACCUUCCUGGAUACCUGAACUCCUUAAACUCACAUCCACACAAGCACUUGAACCCUGAAUAAAGUGACAUAACACACUGCAGAUGGCGGCCCCUGACCAGCCACCUGGGUUUUUUUUAGUGCCCGUGAACUUCUGAACUCAUCUCUCUACUUCAGCUUCCCUCUGACCAAGAAAUCAGGUUUCUUAUCCCUUAGCCUGCAUUUACCCUUCUAUUAAGACCAGAAAAUGAAAGAUAAUUUUCUAAGUCAUGGAGUGUAUUAGCAUAAUCUUCUAAUGGUUUCCUUCCACCUCUGAAUAAAUAUGAACCCUAACCUUCCCCCCUAAUAGCCAACCCAGAGAUCCAUUCCUAGGUAUCAGAUUCUGCCUCUUUCUCUUGAAAAGAGGCCCCCUUUACAUCUCAAAACCUGUGCUUCUCUUUGGAUUAAAAAGUGUGGCAGCAUCUUGAGAAAUUCCAAGCAAAACAGAACGACCACCAGUGUUUGACAUACACACCAUGAUCAAACAGCACUGUAGGUCCCCUCGGAAGAAUCUUUAGCUUUGUGUCCAGUUUCCCUUGCUAAUAUGAGUCUUCAGGAUCCCUUCAAAAUAAGAAGGGUGGGUGGUGGGGAGAGGAAGGGAAAAAGAAGGAAGGAGAGGAAAAGAAACCAAGGCAGAGAGAUAUUCUAACUAGGUUCAUGUUUAGAUACACCUCACUUCAUUUAAGGCUCCAGACACACUUCUGGUGAAUUCAUUUCUCUUUCCAUAUACACGUGUGUGUCUCUCUGCCCAUCUCAGUCACCAAGGGGGCAGAGUGCCAGCAGGCCUUCAGACAAGGGGCAGAGCUCUAGGCCAAGGUGUCCUGUGAGCCGGGUCAGGAUAGAAUUAUCUACACUGUGAAGGGGCGGUACCCUUGAGGGUCCCCCAGGCUCAACGUGAGCCAUGCACAUAGCUGCCCAGUGUGGGGCUGUGUCCUUUUCUAGCUGAGGAAUCUAUUUCUAUUCUGGGUUUCACUUUUCUCCAUUCAUUGUUUCUAUGAGGUACCGAAAUCACUGAUACCAGUUCUCUGAAGCUGAACUUCAGAUCUUCUGGUUUUGCCUUCCCUUGACUCUGGGACCACAAAGAGAAGACCCCAUGUUCUACCACUCGGCCAGCACCCAUCCUCCACACACAUCUUUUCUUCACAUAGGCUUUGUGAUGAGCCUGGGUGUCCUCUGCCCUCUGGUCCCAGCCCUUGUUUUGCCACAUGUUAGGGAUGACCCAACUCCUGAGAUGGUUAAGUUCACCCAGUCCAAGCUUACUGCCAACCUGUCUGCCUCUGCUGGGCUCUCUGCCGUUAGGGCAUGCUUGAGUCUUAUGAAAUACAGGCAGGGACUCACCUGAUGAUACAAGAUGAUCUGAAAUAGUGUAAGGUGCAGAACUGUUGCUGGUGGGUAUGAAAUGUCCACAUACUUGAUGAAAGCCCAUUGGAGGGAAGUUAGGGCUCUCAACAUAAUGGAACAAAAUUGAAUGACUUUGAUGCUUUAAGAAAGUUCUCAAUUUUUCAUUUCAUCCUUAUUUCUAAAGCCUGCUCUGGACAGAAUAUUUCUUUAGUGGGUCAAGCCAGGGAUAAGUUGAGAGAUUCUUUAAUUUCUCAGCUCAGCUAUAAAACAUCUUAUGAGGUUGUAUUGGAAAAGGGGCAUAUGUAUAACAGGUGGGGGGCAGAAAGUCACCUGUUUUGCAGGGAUUUUAUGAGACUUGAACGUUAAGGAACUUUCACUGCUUUUUUUUUUUUUUAUAUCAGUUUCAUAUCUGUUAUGUUUUGAGAUCCUCAAAGGCCCAAUGCCAGAGUAGGCAAAGAAUCAGGGUGAGGAGAGGUGUUUCUGUGCCUUGGGGUAGAUUCUUCCUCACUUGCUACUCAUCCAUCCUAUCUGUCCUUGCCCCCUGGAUUCCAGAGCAUUGAGCACUGCCCUGGAGUUUCAGGAGAGGACUUCAUGCUGUAGGAAAGGAGGAGGACAGGGGCCCCCCUGCAAGUAGCCAGUCCAGGCCUGAUGGUUUAACUCCAGGCAGGAGCCCCACGAGGAAUCAAGUCCAGGUUUGGAUAACUAUAUAUCCACACUGAGACUCUAACAAAAGCCAAAUGAGAUUAACUCGGGAGUUACGACCUAACCUUUCCGUAAGGCAAUCAGAGGAGAGCCUACAUUAAUACACACUGCCUCUGGCAGCAGCGUUGUCUUGAUUUUUGUUUUUUCCUUUCUGAACUCCCCCC
Messenger RNA from Hippopotamus amphibius kiboko, 10537 nucleotides. RefSeq names its product calcium voltage-gated channel subunit alpha1 E (gene CACNA1E). The coding region runs from base 56 to 5737 and encodes 1893 amino acids. Gene Ontology annotation, cellular component: membrane; neuronal cell body; voltage-gated calcium channel complex. The record is from RefSeq and is a predicted model, not a curated record. The transcript has 41 exons. Gene Ontology annotation, biological process: chemical synaptic transmission; calcium ion import across plasma membrane. Gene Ontology annotation, molecular function: high voltage-gated calcium channel activity. NCBI's taxonomy places the organism in Eukaryota, Metazoa, Chordata, Mammalia, Artiodactyla, Hippopotamidae.